GUAAUAUUAUAAGAGCCGCCUUUAUUAGCUUUUCUUUCUUUCCUCUUCAUUUUUGUUUUGCGAAGUUUUGCAGCUGUACAGAAUUGACCUGACAGAGAGAACAGAGGAGAAUGAGAGACAUGUAUAUGGUCCCACCUCCUCCGGAUCCGGCUGGCGAAUGAGAGACAUGUAUGUGGUCCCACCUCCUCCGGAUCCGGCUGGCGGAGUUACGGUAGACUCCGCUGUUGAUGGUGACGAUGGGGAGGGUCUAAUGACUUACCAGGCAUGGAAAGGCAGUAAUACAUUUUUGCUUCAGGGGAGGCUUAUAUUUGGACCGGAUGCAAGAUCUAUUCUGUUAACCAUCUUUCUUAUUGUGGUUCCAGCUGUUGUUUUCUGUGUCUUUGUAGCAAGAAAGCUGAUAGAUGAUUUUUCUCAUCACCUGGGAAUAUCAAUAGUAGUCUUAGUCGUUGUUCUGACAUUACUAGAUUUAACCUUUCUUCUGCUAACAUCAGGAAGAGAUCCUGGUAUAAUACCUCGUAAUGCUCAUCCUCCAGAGCUGGAAGGUUAUGAAGGGAACACUCCACUUACUCCUGGGCAAACCCCACCUCUCCGUUUGCCACGCACAAAGGAUGUUGUCAUCAAUGGGAUAACUGUGAAGACCAAGUACUGUGAUACCUGCAUGCUUUAUAGGCCCCCACGGUGUUCUCACUGUUCCAUAUGCAACAACUGUGUGGAAAGAUUUGACCAUCAUUGCCCUUGGGUUGGUCAGUGCAUUGGAUUGCGGAACUACCGGUUCUUCUUCAUGUUUGUCUUUACUUCAACAAUUAUUUGCUUAUAUGUACACGCAUUUUGCUGGGUCUACAUUAAGAGGAUCAUGAAUAGCGAGGAGACGUCAAUUUGGAAAGCAAUGUCCAAGACUCCUGCCUCUGUCGCUCUAGUGAUUUACACCUUUAUUUCAGUUUGGUUUGUUGGUGGUCUUACCUUGUUCCAUUCGUAUCUCAUCAGUAAAAAUCAAUCUACCUAUGAGAAUUUUAGAUACCGGUAUGAUGGGCUAGCUAACCCAUUUGACAGAGGGUUGAUUGAGAACUUCAAGGAGAUAUUUUGCUCUAGCAUCCCUCCAUCUAAGAACAGUUUCAGGGCAAAAGUACCAAAGGAACCUGCCAUUCCACCUAGAAUGGUAGCUACUAGUUUUGUCAGUUCAAGUGUGGAAAAAUCUGCCGGUGACAUAGAAAUGGGGAGGAAGCCAGUGUGUAAUGUGGAAAAAUCUGCCGGUGACGACAUAGAAAUGGGGAGGAAGCCAGUGUGGGAUGAGGCUUCAGGAGAUGAUGAUUAUAAUGGCACAGCAAGAAAUGAUGACAGUCUGCAUGAGGAUAGUAGAUUGACUGAUGUCUCUCCAGAUUUAAGCAGGAUCCUCCCCCCACAGGGAAUGGAAGGGCGCAGCGUCAUGCAUUCCAGACGAUCAAGUUUGGGUAGAAAAAGUGGCAGCUGGGAUAUAUCACCUGAUGUUCUUGCUGUAGCAGCUGGAAUAGGGGAAUCAAAGCGGAUGGCUAGUGGCAGUGGUGACAACUUGACAUCAGAUGCCCAACAGUCUAAGAGGCAUACUAGAUUGUAAAAUGAAAAGAAGAUUGAUUAUACGAAACAAAAAAAGAAAAAAGAAUGAUGUGUUUCUGUUGUAUUGGUUGGCCAUUACUCCCACCCACCGUACUUUCUUCCAUGUUUAUAAUGAUCUGUUUCAAAGGGUUUGAGGUUUUAGUUGUUGUAAUUGUGUCAUACUUUUUUGGUGGGCGCCUUUGCCUGUGCAUGAGUAGAACCGAUUCCUAAUUUUAAUGUUUUG
Molecule: messenger RNA, 1813 nt
Organism: Populus euphratica (Euphrates poplar)
Lineage: Eukaryota; Viridiplantae; Streptophyta; Magnoliopsida; Malpighiales; Salicaceae
Product: probable protein S-acyltransferase 7
Exons: 5
Coding region: 158-1591 (477 amino acids)
Biological process (GO): protein targeting to membrane; peptidyl-L-cysteine S-palmitoylation
Cellular component (GO): Golgi apparatus; endoplasmic reticulum
Molecular function (GO): protein-cysteine S-palmitoyltransferase activity
Source: RefSeq, a predicted model, not a curated record